UGUGGCGCCUCAUCUGCUUUCUGUAUUUUGGGAUUCUGUGGUGAACACGACACACAAAAUAGUGUGUACGAAAGUACUGUACCACCAUUGCACUGCAUGCUUCGCACAGUUCUCAUCGCCGUAGUUCGCCCAUUCAUUCGAGUAGCGCAACGGCAUUCAAUACACUACUGGCACCGAAUCAUGGAUGUUUAAAUUGGAAUUUGCCGUGUAAACUCCUCCAAAUUGUGCUUAUUCGCGAGAAGAAACAUGGCUACCUAUAUCAUCUUUAUAAAAUUGCUGUUGUUAUUGUUUGUGCUCCAUUUACCUUGCCCACUUACCGCCAUACAACCAGAUAAUUCAGAAACUGAAAUUAUUGACGAUCUGUCAUUCAAGCAAUGCCUCAAGCCAUGUGUUUAUAAUCUAAGACGUUUCCCGACCUGUUUGGACGGAUCUCAAGGGUGUGGGACGUGCAUUGUACCUUUUUACGAGGAAAUCGAUGGCCGAUGUCAACGCACAACCAUUGGUGAAAAUGAAGCUUUGGAAUAUCUCAACAACCUUGAAACCUUCAUUGGAGAAAAUGAAGAUAAUGAAAUUGCCAUCGAAAAAGCUUUAAAAUAUCUAGAACGUCUAGAAACUAUCGGCUAAAUCUUAUCCUCAUCUUUGCAUCAUAGUGGUUUUGUCUCUGUCCUGAUAAACCCUCAUCUCUGGAGUAGUUCACACUUUCAGAAACUUUUAGCAUGGUUCAAAUAUAAAUUUUCAUACAUACAAACUAAAAAUCUCCAUAAAUCUACCAGAAGGGUUUGUUUUAAUCACACUUUGUUUAUUCAUAUUUUGAGCUACUUAAUCAUUUUUUUCCAAGAGAUCACAUCUUAAAUUUUCAGUGAAAAGCCUUUUUUCAUUGAGAUGCUAUACAUUAUCAGAAUAAUGCAGUAGCAAUGUCAAUUAUUCAAUAAGGGAGCUUUAAAUUAAAUUGAAUGUAUAUUUUUGUUUGAUAAAGAGAGAAGUAUAUGUACACAUGAAUUUGCAAAGAAAGAUAGUGCCUCCCUAUACAGAAGUAUCUCCAUCUGAUCCCAUAUUUGAAGUAAACUUCAAAGUAAUAUCAAUCUCUAGCUCUUUAGUAUUGUAUAUGAUAUUUGAAAUAUGUAAUGACAUUCAUUUUUGCAGUACAUAGUUAUAGUAAUCCAGCAGCUUGUAGAAAGUUUAUUUCUCAAUCUUGAAACUCGAUUGCCUGACCGGUGCCCAUCUACAAUGUCAUUCCAUUUUCUUUGUGGUGUGGUAUUUUGGGGGGUUGGUUAACCGCGACCAGGCUGAAUGGACCGUGAGCAUGAUGAAUGCUUUCUCUGCGUCGUCUCGUGGGUGGAGGAUGAUUGCCUGGUCGGGAGAUGCGGUGCGUAGGGGUCUACUUGACUGUUUCUAGGAUGACACAUUCAUGAUACAUGUGCACGGAUAUUGGUGACGGUGAGGCCCUGUGGUGUAGUCUGUAAUUUUAGACUAAUUUUACAUUUUGUAGUACAUGUCCUCAAGAGGUCUUGAACAAAGACUAACUCAGCCAUUCUCUAUAAUUUGUGUCAGAUGAGGUGGACAUCUUUAUCAUCUAGGGCGUAUGCCACGUAAAAACACUAUGGCAUCCACAAACAAUUGAUUUUAAAACUAUUAUACCCUUUACAAUAUAUUGGUCUGUGUCUCUUACCUAGCUGUGGCUCUUCAUGUUACAGCUCAGCAUGAGUAUGUUCACAGACAUGUUUAAUAAUCCACAAGGUUUCAGAAAUGACAUUAUCGAUGGUGGAUCGUGUUCAUUAAUAGAUUUUUUGCCCAUAUCCCAUAACCAGGAUUUCAUACCUUCUCAGUGUGUCAAGCAAAGGGCCAAAGAACCUGCAAUACUAUAGGAUACAAUGACUCUAUCUACUCAUUAGAAACAUUAGAUACAAAAAAAAAUCUACAUUCAUUUCUACCAGUAAUGAUUUGUACCAUUUUCCUUUGCUCAAUGUGUUAUAAAAAAACAGAAGUGCCGUGCUGGGGAUCAAACCACAGGCUCUCGAUUUUUCAUAGGGCCUUAAAGUUCAUCUAUGUGGGAAUCUUCCACAGAUUUCUGUUUGGUCAUUGCCAGGCAUAAUAGCAUACACAAUUCUAAUUAUGAUAUGGUAUAAUGUGUA
This is a messenger RNA of Lytechinus variegatus (green sea urchin), 2132 nucleotides long. RefSeq lists its product as uncharacterized. Lineage: Eukaryota; Metazoa; Echinodermata; Echinoidea; Temnopleuroida; Toxopneustidae. The record is from RefSeq and is a predicted model, not a curated record. Bases 247 to 624 code for a protein of 125 amino acids. The transcript is spliced from 5 exons.